AUGUCCUUACCCCACCAUGUCCUUACCCCACCACCCCACCAUGUUUACCCCACCAUGUCCUUACCCCACCAUGUCCCUACCCCACCAUGUCCUUACCCCACCAUGUCCCUACCCCACCAUGUCCUUACCCCACCAUGUCCCUACCCCACCAUGUCCUUACCCCACCAUGUCCCUACCCCACCAUGUCCCUACCCCACCAUGUCCUACCCCACCAUGUCCCUACCCCACCAUGUCCUUACCCCACCAUGUCCCUACCCCACCAUGUCCAUGUACCCCACCAUGUCCUUUACCCCACCAUGUCCCUUACCCCACCAUGUCUUUACCCCACCAUGUCCUACCCCACCAUGUCCUUACCAUGUCCCUACCCCACCAUGUCUUUACCCCACCAUGUCUUUACCCCACCAUGUCCCUACCCCACCAUGUCCUUACCCCACCAUGUCCCUACCCCACCAUGUCCUUACCCCACCAUGUCCCUACCCCACCAUGUCCCUACCCCACCAUGUCCCUACCCCACCAUGUGUCAUGUCCUACCCCACCAUGUCCCUACCCCACCAUGUCCCUACCCCACCAUGUCCCUACCCCACCAUGUCCUUACCCCACCAUGUCCCUACCCCACCAUGUCCUUACCCCACCAUGUCCCAGGCAAACAGAGCCCCCUCCUCCAGUGGAUGUGACUCAGAUAAUGUUCCUUCAGCAUUUUUCUGA
Molecule: messenger RNA, 705 nt
Organism: Anoplopoma fimbria (sablefish)
Lineage: Eukaryota; Metazoa; Chordata; Actinopteri; Perciformes; Anoplopomatidae
Exons: 1
Coding region: 1-705 (234 amino acids)
Source: RefSeq, a predicted model, not a curated record